Exophiala oligosperma is the source of this 2973-nucleotide messenger RNA. RefSeq lists its product as uncharacterized. Bases 104 to 1738 code for a protein of 544 amino acids. Gene Ontology annotation, molecular function: S-methyl-5-thioribose-1-phosphate isomerase activity. NCBI's taxonomy places the organism in Eukaryota, Fungi, Ascomycota, Eurotiomycetes, Chaetothyriales, Herpotrichiellaceae. The record is from RefSeq and is a predicted model, not a curated record. The transcript has a single exon.
CAGAUCUUUGCGUAUAUCCAAGGUCUUGCAGGCAUGGAUACUUCAUGACUGUAUAUCUUGUCUCUGACUAAAUUGAAAUGCUAAUUAGAUUUCUGUAGCCAGCAUGGUUCGUCUCGAGAAACGCACCGUCGUAUCCGUCUUGCUGUUUUCCUUGACACCCACCAAGCCAUACCGCGUCCUCCUCUUUCGCCGGUCUGAAAAGGUCUCGACCUACAGAAAAAAGCUGGCACCGAUAGCAGGUUCCGUGGAACUAGAUGACAAAACCCCGCUCGACGCUGCCUGGCGAGAGUUGAAAGAGGAGACUUGUCUCGGACCACAACAGAUUGAACUUUGGAGGAGAGGUCCAGGGUUCCAAUUCACGGACGAGAAAGCUGUGGUCGGUAAAGAUGGGAAAGGUGAGACAGUUGGAAGAACAUGGCACGUUUGGCCCUUUGCUUUUCGAUUCAAAAAGGAACUCGUAGACGAGCACAACAAUGUUGUUGACCCGUCGGUAUUCAAGAUGAACUGGGAGCAUCUCAACCUUGAGUGGAACUUUGUCGAGGACAUCCUCGAUGGAAAGAUCCUUGACCAGUGCGUACCCCGACUGGAAAUCACCCUCGGACAGGUCUGGGUCGAUCCAGAAAGCCAACUGUACAAAGGAAUGGAAGAAUUGCGCCUCGACCAUACCCAUGGAGCGAGAGAGUUGGCCACAAUGGCGAUCAAAAGCUUGGUGAGGAUCAUAGAAAGGGAUGAUAGUCAGCAGCGAGAGAAGAAGAUGGGGACGUUGUCGUCGGAGGGCCUUGAACGAUGGUGGAAAGAUGUACGUUUGCAAGCUUUCCACCUGGCAUUCAAUGCACGUCCCAGCAUGAGCGCUGCGAUAUCUAGCGCCAUUGUAAAUGCAUUGCAAGCUGCACAGAGUAUCGUUGAUACUGGCGGUCCGACAGUCAUGGAAGAUGUCAAAUCGACCCUGGAAGCGUACGUGGCUAGACGGACGGAAAUCGCUCGGCGGGUGAGUGAGCAAUUCUCGACCCUUUUGAAAGGCAUGUUUCCCUCAACGAACCAAGACGAAAGCGAUAGGACGGUACCGAUCAAAAUUAUGACCUUGAGUUUCUCGUCCACCAUCAAAGCGGCAAUACUACAUGCGUUGGACGAAGACGAAACGCGAACGAUCGAACUUUGCAUUCUCGAGUCACGACCUCUCUUUGAAGGCGCCAGUUUCGCGCAAGCGUUGACGAAAGAAGCACAAGAUCGGUUGCAAGGUCAGAAGGCAGGUCCCCAAAUACAUAGCCGACUACGUAUUUAUGUAUCGACCGAUGCCUCUGUCGGUGUUCUCAGUAGAGACGCCGAUCUUCUCAUCAUCGGCGCAGAUCGCAUCUCCGAAUCUGGGGAUGUAAGUAACAAGACUGGCUCUCUACCGGCGGUAUUGACCAGCAAGGAAGUCACGCAUGGGUCUAUCAAAGUGAUUUGUAUCAGUGAAUCUGACAAGAUUGCUCCUCCAGGAGCAGCUGAAGAGCAUUCAGAGGAGGACAAUGACAAGGCAGAAGUCACGAGGACCUGGACGACAAAUCUUUCUUCCUGCUGGGACGAAAUGGUCACCAUACGUAAUGUAUACUUUGAAUGGGUUCCAGCCAAGUACAUCGACUUGUAUGUCUGCGAGGACGGAGUUUUGGGUCAAGACGAUAUCAAGACAAAGUCAAGAUUGGUGGCAGAUUUGACUACAAAGGCUUUUUCGGAUUUGUCCAAAGCUCGAGAUUUUUGAAUUUGAAGGGUUUAUGACUAUGGAAACAACGAAGGGUUGCUUAUUGUGCCAGCGCCAUUGACUUGCCCAGAUGAAUUCCUCACUUCUCGGAGCUUACGCAGCAGCACGACGACGACGAUUUCGGCGAGCUUCCCUCCUUCUGGCCUUUUCCAGAAUACCUGUUAUACUUAGAAAAAUGACCAGUCUCAACUUUUGAGUGUCCGGUCCAAUUCUCAAGUCUGCCAUCCUCAAUUUACCUUUUUUCUUCCAACUCUUGAAUUUGUUGGCGAGAAACGAAGCGACUACCUCGUCGGCCUCGAUGUCGAUCAACUGAUAACUCUCCAUGUUGAGAGCACGCAAGAACGACCCUCCUUCGACGCCCGCCUGCUCGUCGUGGGUCCUUUUCCACGCAAAGGAUCUCUCGUUGAACUCUAAUCGGUACUCGCUGUGGGUGAUCAUGCUUGCGCAUGUGACUUCGAUGGACGUGUCUGGCGCGUAACUGAAUUGACCACCACCGAUUUCGAGAGUGAAAUUGCGAGAUAAUUUGGGCAAAUGCACGGCCCCUACGACGGGUGCUGAUUCUCCCAUUUCCGCGACGUGUUCGAGAUCGAGAUCGACAUCCUGCCCGUUUGCUGCGAUGCUGCUGCACCCGCCAGGCGGCAAAGCGUGUAAGGUGACGUCCGGUUUGUGAAAGGUGAAUUGGGAGAUUUCGGCGUAAAACAGUGGUUGUUUGGGGUCGGAGCCGAAGGUGUUGUUGUUGGUGAGAACUACCAAACCCCUACUCAACAAUUGAGGAUAAUAGAAACCAUAUUCUUGUUGGUAUUGUUGGACUGGGUUGAUACCACCACCGCCGGCAUAGUUGUUGGUGGAAUACUUUUCUUUGUCGUCAUCAUACAAGGAUCUCUCAGUCGAAGAUUCGGAAGAUCUACGAUGUUGUUGUUGUGAUGCUGCUGAUGAUGAGUGGCCAUGGUAGUUAUUAUAUUCGUUGCCACCCCAAUCUGACAUGUCGGAUUCAUAGAACAGGUCUGAUUGUGGUGGUGGAUGUAGGUUGGAGGAAGCCAUGAUGACUGGUAGAUCAGGUCUGAAUGACAAUGUGGUAUUUUUUUGGGUACGAUUAUAUGAGAAGAUCGGUUCGAAAACUUGGGAUUGUGUCCUUGGUGUGCUUUCGGAGAGAGAGAGAGGUGUACUCGAAGUCUUUAUAUAGAUGAUAAAACUAUAGACUAUAGAUGUACCAUGAAAGGAGUUCACCAAUUUUG